Molecule: messenger RNA, 1071 nt
Organism: Owenia fusiformis
Lineage: Eukaryota; Metazoa; Annelida; Polychaeta; Sabellida; Oweniidae
Source: the annotation of a GenBank genome assembly
UCAUAUUAGAUUAUUAUAAACUCUUCAUUUAAUAAAAUGUCAUCUGAAAGGAUUAUAUUUUUAAUGUUGCAGUUUUAUCAGUCUCUAUAUCUCUGAUUUUAGCUUCAACACUUUAACUAUCUAUAAUAGAUACCAAAUCUUGAAUAUUUAAUAUAUUAUGUUGCAUUUUUGGAAAAAAUAAUGAUGAUAUAUUCAUAUUUCUUACAAUUUAUUAUUUAUUAAAAUUCAUGUACAUGUUCAUCGCUACAUGGUUGGCAUUAAAUGCCGACAAGAAGGUAUAUCAGCAUUUAUCCAUUAUCUCCUAUUUUGACAUGUUCUCCAUUUUAAUGUGUCCCUGUUUCAGCAUGUCCAUUUCAAUGUCCAUGUUACAGCAUGUCCAUUUCAAUGUGUCUGUUUCAGCACGUCCAUUUCAAUGUGUCCCUAUUUCAGCAUGUCCAUUUCAAUGUGUCCCUGUUUCAGCAUGUCCAUUUCAAUGUGUCCAUGUUUCAGCAUGUCCAUUUAGAUGUGUCCCUGUUUCAGCAUGUCCAUUUCAAUGUGUCCCUAUUUUAGCAUGUCCAUUUCAAUGUGUCCCUAUUUCAGCAUGUCCAUUUCAAUGUGUCCCUGUUUCAGCAUGUCCAUUUCAAUGUGUCCCUAUUUCAGCAUAUCCAUUUCAAUGUGUCCCUAUUUCAGCAUAUCCAUUUCAAUGUGUCCCUGUUUCAGCAUGCCCAUUUCAAUGUGUCCCUAUUUCAGCAUAUCCAUUUCAAUGUGUCCCUAUUUCAGCAUAUCCAUUUCAAUGUGUCCCUGUUUCAGCAUGUCCAUUUCAAUGUGUCCGUUUCAGCACGUCCAUUUCAAUGUGUCCCUGUUUCAGCAUGUCCACUUCAAUGUCUUCUAUUCUCACACAUUUUUCUAAUUUCAGCAUAUCUUGUACCAAUAUGUCUUCACUUCAAACAUAUUUCCUCUUUCAACAUUUAAAACAUUUUUGUUCAUAAACCAAAAUAAACCUGAUCACAAUGUUCCUUACAAUUGAUUUGGCGGUCCAUUGUAUUUUUUAGAUGUUUUCUUACACAUUCUACCUUGGCAUAUGUAUCUCCA